Molecule: messenger RNA, 1050 nt
Organism: Ostertagia ostertagi
Lineage: Eukaryota; Metazoa; Nematoda; Chromadorea; Rhabditida; Trichostrongylidae
Source: the annotation of a GenBank genome assembly
AUGGGAACACUCAAAAAAGAUCAAGAGAAAAAAUCAUGCAAAGAACAGGAAGAAAAAACUGCGAUGGAGCCGUCGUCAGAAACCGCGAAGAAACUCGAGAGUAAGCCAUCGUCAACAGAUGCGACGGCCACGGCAAGGGAGACCUCAGCUAAACCGGCCAAGGAGCCCAAACCCCCUGAGCAAGAGCCACAAGCUUUACCUGAACCCAAGAAGGAAGGAGUGACUAAAGAAUCUAAACCACAAACGUUACUAGAACCUAAGAAGGAAGCCCUAGCUCAAAAGCCACCUUUCAAACCACCAGCGGAUGCCAAAAUCAAUGAGUUGAAGGUUUCCACCGGAACACAAGCAACCACACCAGCUGCUUCGCCUGCAAGAGUCGCCGUUACCCAAACGGCAGAUGCUAAGAAAGGGACUGCGGCUCAGAAGCUGCCGGCCACCCGGAGGAAACCACCGACCACUCCGAUAGCUCAAACGGCUGCACUGCCAAAAACUCCCAGCCAAACCCAAGUGGCCACAACUCCCCUGAAGGUUUCUGCUGGAGAACGGUCUAAAGCUCCAGCGGCAGAUACCGAGAAAGAAACUGCGGCUCAGAAACUUACGGCCACCCCGGUGGGUGCCACGUCUGCUCUGCAAAAGACUCCUAGCCAAACUCAGGUGACCACAGCUCCCCCAAAGGUUUCCGCUGGGCAGCCGUCUACAGCUCCGGCAAAUACUAAGCAAGAGGUCGCAGAUAAGAAACCGUCAGCAGUGAAAGUUGCUGAACCACCAAAACCGCUCAAAGAAGCCCAAGCAGCUCCAACAACUGGAUCGCCACAGAAAGCUGUCGCUGCUCAAGCGUCAUCCUCGAACACUGCGAUCCAAGCUCACGAAUCUUCUUCGAAUGUAACGGCCGCGGAUGGGGAGAAGUGGCCCAUUGAACGCGAGAGGAACAUCAAGCGGAAAACUGGGUACGAGUACAUUUUGGCAACGAUUGAAAUUCAAAAAGGGAAGAAAUUCGGACUCAUGAUGGUGCACAUGGAAAAUCGCGUGAUUGUCAACAAGGUGGAAGAC